AUGUCUGGACCUUCGACCUCAAACGAAAGAUCCACUGGCCAAGGCCUUGCUCCGCAACACCAACACUUGCAGCAGCAGCACCUCCACCACCAACAACAAUUGGACCACACCACCGCCGCCGCCAUUGCGUUGGCCAACGGGCAUGACUUCCCCAACCCGGCUGCCGUCAUGGGCCACCACGACGACGAGAGCCAAUACCACCGUGGCGUUCACAUGAGCGCUGCCGCCGCCGCGCAAAUGCAACAGCAGCAAAUGCAACAACAGCACUUGCAGCAACAGCACUUGCAGCACCAGCACUUGCAACACCAACACUUGCAGCAGCACCCUUUGCAACAGCAGCACCACUUGCAGCAACAAUUGCACCAGCAACAGUUGCACCGCCAGCAGUUGCCACAGCACCAGCACGCCAUGACGCUCCCCACCGCGGGGAUUGACUACGAGAAUGGCGGCUUCCUUGUGUCUAGACACGGCGAAGGCGACAUUAUCAAGACUUUCUCCAGUAAGCAAGACUUGGUCAAGUAUGUCAAGACUGUGCUCAACGAAGAGGAACAAUGCAAGAUUGUCAUCAACUCGUCGAAGCCCAAGGCUGUGUACUUCCAGUGCGAGAGAUCUGGCUCUUUCAGAACCACUGUCAAGGACGCUACCAAGAGACAGAGAGUGGCGUACACCAAGAGAAGCAAGUGUGGAUACAGAUUGGUGGCCAACUUGUACCCUCCAGAGAAGGACAAGGCUAAGAAGAUGAAGAAGGAGCCCAACGAAUUCGACGGCACAUACCACGACGACGACAAGAAGGACUCGGAGAUGUGGAUUUUGCGUAUGAUCCACCCUGCGCACAACCAUCCUCCAGAACCUAACUUUGCCACUGUCGGCGGCAAGAAGAAGAGAGCAAAGUACACCAGAACGUUGGUGGAAAAGCCUUUGCACCGUAACGGUGGUGCUGCCGCCGCCGCUGCCGCUGCUGCCGCUGUCGGAUACCAGCCUGAGCUUCUUGAUCAUCACCAUCUCCAGGCGCAACAAUAUCAACACCUCCAGGCGCAGCACCAACAACAGCUCCACCACCAGCACCUCCAGCACGCGCAACAUCUUCAACACGCACAACACCACCACGAGGACAACCAUCCCUCAGUGCAAGAUGUUGCCGUUAUCGCCGCUAUGGAGGCUGCUCCAGGCAACGGAGGUUUGCUGAACCCACCUGUUGACCCUAGUAUCGAGACGAGCGUGGAUCCUAACGUGGAUCCAAGCGUGCAACAGCACGACCAUGCUCACGGCCACGUCCACUAG
Molecule: messenger RNA, 1281 nt
Organism: Clavispora lusitaniae ATCC 42720
Lineage: Eukaryota; Fungi; Ascomycota; Pichiomycetes; Serinales; Metschnikowiaceae
Gene: RBF1
Product: Rbf1p
Source: RefSeq, a predicted model, not a curated record